AUAAACAGUGGAGAGAAUCUACCUGAAUCGAUUUGCCAAACGUGUGUGGUGAAUUUGGAGACUGCCUUCAAAUUUCGUACGCUGUGUGAAAAUUCAGAUAAUAUUUUGCAGAGUUAUAAAUUAGACGAGAAGUCUUCAACAAAUGAGAACAUAUUGGUUUCGGAGCGAGACGGCAGAUUAUUCCAAUACAACCUCCCGCAAGACCUCAAAGUGGAAAAGGUGAAAGUAAAAAAAUCGCCCUCGAAAUCCAAACAAAAACCACCACCACCAGCACCAGCACCAUUAGCUCCACCUGCACCACCUGCACCACCAGCACCCAGCAGCAUCCCUGCAGACCCCGUAUAUCUAACAAUACAAAAACAAGAAAUGCACGACAUUGUCGAAGAAGAAAUUGAAGACCCCGAAGAACCAGAAGACGAUGAAGAAGAUGAUUCACAUUUAGUCCAGGUUAAAAUCGAACAGAAUUCUGAUUACGAAGUCUACGCAGAGCUGGACGAGGACAAUAGUUACAACGAUGCAUCUAUGAAUGAAUUGGAACUGGCGAGAGAGAUAAGACUGGCCAAUGCUGAGUUGAUAGAGUUGGAUCCGAAUCAGAUUCUGGACACAUCGGGGAUGACUGAUCUGUCUGUUUUGGAUAUCAAGACUGAGCACGAGGAUUAUGUUAUUAUUAAAGAGGUUAAUGAUCAGGGACUUGUUAUCGAGGAGCCUGAGAAGGUUAAACAGAUCAUGGGAAAGAGGAAAAGGAACGAGAAGAUUCAGAGACCGCACAUGUGUGAAAUCUGUGGAAAAACAUAUCGAUAUAAUUUUAAUCUUGAGGCGCACAUGAGGAGGCACACGGGAGAAAAGCCUUUCGCAUGCAAUAUUUGUGGUAGAGGGUUUGUAAUAUCAUUCGAGCUAAGGAGACAUAUGAGAUGUCACACAGGACAGAAGCCAUACAAAUGCAAAUAUUGCGAUAGGAAAUUUUCAGACUUUGGAAGCAGGAUAAAACAUCAAAGGUCCCACACGGGAGAACGUCCGUAUGCCUGUGAUGUCUGCGGUAAAACUUUUGCAUAUUCGCACGUAUUAAGUAGUCACAAAUUGAUACAUUCGGGUAUAAAAGCGUACAAGUGUGAUGCCUGCGACAAAAGAUUCACAAAGUCGCAUCAUCUCAAAGCACAUCUGAACGUACAUUUAAGAAACGGAAUCAAAGCUGUCAAGCCCAAGAUGGAGCCCCCAGACGAUAUACUACCCGAGGAAUUAUUAUUAGCAUAGUCAUUUUUGUUUUCGAAAAAACAACAAGGUUAGUCCUAUUUAUUAUAAGUAAUAACAAUGAAGCCUUUUUUUAAAUUAAUUAAAUAAUUGUAGAUGUAAGAUGAUACUUGUAUAUAUAUUUUAUUUAAUUUAAGUGAAAUAGAUUG
Ctenocephalides felis (cat flea) is the source of this 1397-nucleotide messenger RNA. Its product is annotated as zinc finger protein 665-like. NCBI's taxonomy places the organism in Eukaryota, Metazoa, Arthropoda, Insecta, Siphonaptera, Pulicidae. Gene Ontology annotation, biological process: regulation of transcription by RNA polymerase II. Gene Ontology annotation, molecular function: RNA polymerase II cis-regulatory region sequence-specific DNA binding; zinc ion binding; DNA-binding transcription factor activity. The record is from RefSeq and is a predicted model, not a curated record. Gene Ontology annotation, cellular component: nucleus.